GCUCAGACAGCACAGCAGACAGCAGAGCCACAGAGACGCCGCCACACAUUCAGCACCGGUAGACAUGGGCCAGAUCAUCAGCUGGAUCCGCGGGACACAGGACCAAGCGGGCCUGCAGGAUGUCUCCGUAGAGCAACAGGUGCCGCUUACUGGAUAUAAACGCAUUGAGUCUCAGCACGUCACACCCACCUCAACAUCUCAGGUCUCCUCAGCGAAACCUGCACAAUUUGAGAAAGGACCUAUGCAAUCCUCUGCUGCUGUUAAACCCGGCACCAGCCCUGCAACCCCAGCAGCUUCUUCAGUAGCUCCAUCUACUGUGGGAGCUGUAGGCGUUGGAGGCUCUACCACCACUCAGAAAGCACCUUCUCAAGUCACACCACAGGCCACAGUCUCUAAACCCACACCUGCGUCUUCUUCUAAAGUCCCAACUACGAGCUCCGCUACUGGACCGACAGGUGGAACAGGAGUGAAGCCCACAGAUCCUGUGAAAGACAAGGCCCAGAGUACAACUGUUCCUUCAUCCAAACCGGGACCUGCUAAAGUGGAUCCGGCUGUUGGGAAGCCCUCAGCCACUGCUGGUGCCCAAAAGCAAACAAGUGCCCAAAAGGUGCAAGUGGAAGUGGGUCCUCCAGGAACUAAAGUCAGUACGGAGGAUGUAGAUCCGUUUGAGGCCCUGUCUGGCACUUUACCAUCAUCAAAACCUCUUGCUCCUAAAGUCCCAACAUACACUGGACCAGAGGUCACAGAGCCAAAUGUAAAACCAGAGACUGGUGUUUUGUGUGGUGUGAGAGAUGACACACUUCCGCCCGGAUACAGAAAGGAAGACAUGGAAAAGAAAAAACCUACUGGAGUUCCUGAGAAGCCUAAAGAUGUUCCCAAGCCUAUGAGCACAGACGAUGCACUGGAGUCCCUCUCGGUUGGGUUUGUGUCUUCAGCUCCAACUGUUCCUAAGAAGACAGAUGUGAAAACUGAAACAAUAGGAGCAGUCGAUGUGCAAUCAGCUGGCAUCUCCAACUUUGCUCCCCCUCCACCCUAUCAGCCGAAACAACAGGCGACGUCUCAACCUGCUACUGUAACCAAGUCCCCCGCUCCUCCGGCUGACAAGAAAGCCAAACUAGAUAUCCACACACAACCCACUAAACCAAAGACAGAUGAGUCAGACAACUCCAUGUCGCUGGAUGCUCUCAGUGCUUUGGGCGACACACUGGGCGCUCCAGAACCACCCAAAAAAUUGCCUGAACUCAAACCUGGGCAGAUUGUUGAUGAGAAGAAACUGACAUCCGAGAAGGGUGUUCGUGUCGGGGAGAGAGACGACACACUCCCACCAGGUUACAGAUUCUCAGAGGAAGAGCUCAAGAAAUAUCCUGCUCCUAAAAAAGAGCCCUCACUGAACACAGAUGAUGCACUGGACAUGCUUUCUGAAGGUUUCACGACCCCUGCGGCAGCACCUGUUGUUAAGGCCCCCGUUCCUCCUGCACAGGAAAAGAAGAAACCUGAUGUGGUUUCUGAGAAGACCAAAGAUGUUCCUAAGGAAACAAAGAAGCCUGCUCCGGUUCCUGAGAAGACUAAAGACGUUCCCAAGGAAACAAAGAAGCCUGCUCCGGUUCCUGAGAAGACUAAAGACGUUCCCAAGGAAACAAAGAAGCCUGCUCCGGUUCCUGAGAAGACUAAAGACGUUCCCAAGCAGAAAGUGGAUGAAUCAUCAGCACUGGAUGCUCUGGCUGGUGAUUUCGUGGCUCCUCCAAAGUCCGCUUCUAAGAUUUCUUCGGCUGCUCCUGUCCCUCCAGGCCCUCCGCAAAAACCAGAGAUAGACGAGGACCCUUUCAGUGCUCUGGGUGACACACUGGGUCCAUCAGAACCACCAAAAAAACUGCCUGAACUCAAACCUGGGGACAUUGUUCAUGAGAAGGAACUGACAUCCGAAAAGGGUGUUCGUGUCGGGGAGAGAGACGACACACUCCCACCAGAUUACAGAUUCUCAGAGGAAGAGCUCAAGAAAUAUCCUGCUCCUGUUAAAGAGCCUUCUCUAGACACUGCUGAUGCUCUGGAUAUUCUGUCUGGUGAUUUUACCACCUCAACUGUCCCAUCUGCUGCCAAGACCCCUGUUUGUUCUUCCUCCAAGACUCCUGUUCAGCCUUCAGGUUCAGCUUCAGAUGCUUUAGAUGCUCUCGCUGGUGAUUUUGUCGCUCCUUCUUCUGCAUCUAAAGUUCAGUCUGCUGUCUCUGGCCCUCCACAAGCUGCCAGACAGUUAUCAGAAAGUACCUCAUCAGCUUUGGAUGCCCUCUCAGACACCCUGGGAGACAUAAAAGCAGCUCCUGAGCCUGCCCCUGUCCCGCCUAAAGCCAUCGUUAAGGAAAAGGAUAUAAAGGAGGAGAAAGUGAGUAAACCAGGUGAGAGAGAUGACACCCUUCCACCAGAUCAUAGGUUCAGAGAGGAAGGCCACAAGUCUUCUCCACAGGCAUCUGAAGCAGCAAAGCCGAAAGACGUCAAACCAAAGCAGACAUCAAUCGAUGACACAACGGCCCUUGACAUGCUGUCUAGUGAUUUUUCUACAGUACCGAGCAUUAAGCCCUCUGCACCUGAUGCCCAACACUUCACCCCUGAACCAACACCGCCAACCUUUAAGGCAUCAGGUCCAGUUUUGGAUCAGAUGGCAAGCAAAUUGAUUCCCAACCUGACCGACCCCAAAGCCAAAGACAGCAAACCAAAGGCAAUGGGGUUCAAACCAAAGUCUAAGCCAAAGAAACAGUCAGUACAAGAUUCUUCAGCCAUGGAUCAGCUGCCCGGUAAAGUGAGCUCAGAUGUGGUGCCUUCAUCUUCCACGAAGGGUGGAAACAGAUAGAUUGCAGAUUUCUCUGCGUCUCCUCAUCCCUAACACAAGAAACCAUUAAAGGGAGCUGCUCGGACAAGAAAUAUAUUUUAUGGUGGACACGGAAUAAAAUCAGAAAAAAAUAUAUAACUGCACAGAGACACUUCAACAUGUAUUUUUUCUCCUAAAGCAAAGCAAAAAUAAAUAUUUUGUCUCCUUGUGACUGAUAGAACACGUAUUUACGGAAAGCGCAUGUAUUCUAUUUUCCGUCAUCCAGUUUUGGUGUGGUGUUGUGAUAUAAUUUUUCCCACAGUAAAAAUAUUAUACCAUGUUCUAUUUUUUAUUUUAUCUUUAACUGGGGGUCUCUACAGUCUUCCAGUUCACAGACGUGACCGUCUAUUGCUGUUUGAGGAUCUAGUGAGACGCUAGCAGGUCAUGAAUUCAUCGUUUACAGUACAGGGAUUCCUGUAAGGAAUUGCAGAUUACGAUUAUGAUGCUGUUUUGAAUGCUGUUGUAUGUUUGAAUGGUUUAUGUGGGAGAUGUUUUUUUCUUUGUAGUUUGUUUCCUUAAGUGCAUUUACAAGGAUCCUCUUGAAAAUAACUGUACAAUUAUUUUGCUAACACUAAAUGAUCCAUUGGUCUGUUUAUCUUAAAAGCAAGGUUUUAAAUGUAUUUUUUAGAGCCACUAAUAAAUUCACAGGUGUUGCAUUAGAUUAGGUGGAAAAACUUUCUCUCGACUCAGUUGUGUUGGUUUAAGGGCAACCACAACAUUGCCAUUUUGUUUAACUUCAGGACUCGCUUUUUGACGCUUUAAAAUGCUCAAGUAGCAACAAAAAUGUAAACCGAACAGUGUCUUCCAUAUUUUAUUUGCUCAUAAAAUCUUCAACAGAUCGAGACAGGUUUUUUCUAGAGCGUUCAAUGAUGUUGUGUACUAUCGAUUGUGGCAGGAUGGUAUUUUCAAGAAGAGAUUUUUACUUAAAAAAGAAAUAAAAUGAAACUAAUAAAAACCAUAAGCCCCUUUUGUUGGUUUUGUUAGUUUGGAAAGUUCUGUUCUGCAAUAAAGAUGUAAUGAUGAUAGGG
Pimephales promelas (fathead minnow) is the source of this 3888-nucleotide messenger RNA. NCBI's taxonomy places the organism in Eukaryota, Metazoa, Chordata, Actinopteri, Cypriniformes, Leuciscidae. The record is from RefSeq and is a predicted model, not a curated record.